Messenger RNA from Gasterosteus aculeatus aculeatus (three-spined stickleback), 4287 nucleotides. RefSeq names its product F-box protein 11a (gene fbxo11a). Gene Ontology annotation, biological process: ubiquitin-dependent protein catabolic process; regulation of apoptotic process. Gene Ontology annotation, molecular function: zinc ion binding; protein binding. Lineage: Eukaryota; Metazoa; Chordata; Actinopteri; Perciformes; Gasterosteidae. The record is from RefSeq and is a predicted model, not a curated record.
UACGCCCCCCCCCCCUCCCUUCCCCACCACCCAUCCAGGUGCCACGGCUUAAGAUGGCAGAUCGUGCAAUGCUGAAGAAAAAUACAUAGACGAUGUGCUCGCUGCUGCUGCUGUUGAAGGCUUCGACGUUCAUUUAAGGAUUAACGGCACCGCAAAUGAACUCCGUCAGAGCAAGUAACGUUAGCAAAAGACCUAGGCGAGUGUCGAGGCCGCGCCCGGUACAGCCGGAGAGGAACCACCAGGAAAGAGAUCUCUUCUUCACUUCUAAUCAAUGAUGAGGACGUUCCUGCAGAUAUGGUCGCAGAAGAAUCCGGUCCAGGAGCUCAGAACAGUCCCUACCAACUUAGAAGAAAGUCUCUACCCAAGAGAACAGUGUGUCCGACAAAGACUAACAUGGAGGGUGCUUCCACUUCAACCACAGAAAACUUCGGACACCGACCUAAACGCCCAAGAGUUUCAGCAAAGUGUCAAGACUUACCGGCAGCUCCAGCAGAGCAGUAUCUGCAGGAAAAGCUUCCAGACGAGGUUGUGCUUAAGAUCUUCUCGUACCUGUUGGAGCAGGACUUGUGCCGUGCAGCGUGUGUAUGCAAGCGCUUCAGUGAGCUGGCCAACGACCCAAUCCUCUGGAAGAGGCUGUACAUGGAAGUGUUUGAAUACACGCGCCCCAUGAUGCACCCCGAGGCAGGGAAGUUCUACCAGAUAAACCCAGAAGAGUAUGAGCAGCCAAACCCGUGGAAGGAAAGCUUUCAGCAACUGUAUAAAGGUGCACAUGUGAAGCCGGGCUUUGCAGAACACUUCUACAGUAAUCCCGCCAGGUACAAGGGGAGAGACAAUAUGUUUUACUAUGACACCAUUGAGGAUGCUCUUGGGGGGGGGCAGGAGCCUCACUUCGACGGCCUGAUAUUCGUCCACUCUGGUAUUUACACAGACGAAUGGAUCUACAUUGAGUCGCCUAUAACAAUGAUUGGAGCCGCUCCUGGUAAAGUAGCAGAGAAGGUCAUCAUUGAGAAUACCAGAGACUCUACAUUCGUAUUCAUGGAAGGCUCCGAAGAUGCUUAUGUUGGAUACAUGACAAUCAGGUUCAACCCUGAUGAUAAAUCCGCUCAGCAUCACAACGCCCACCACUGCUUGGAGAUCACAGUCAACUGCAGUCCCAUCAUUGACCACUGCAUCAUACGCAGCACCUGCACCGUGGGGUCAGCAGUCUGUGUCAGUGGACAGGGGGCUUGUCCCACGAUCAAGCACUGCAACAUUAGUGACUGUGAAAACGUCGGUCUUUACAUCACUGACCAUGCGCAGGGAAUAUAUGAAGACAACGAGAUCUCAAACAACGCUCUGGCUGGGAUCUGGGUUAAAAACCACGGCAAUCCAAUCAUCAGACGGAAUCACAUCCACCACGGCAGAGACGUCGGCGUUUUUACCUUCGACCACGGCAUGGGUUACUUUGAGAGCUGCAACAUCCAUAGGAACCGCAUCGCCGGCUUCGAGGUGAAGGCGUACGCCAAUCCAACUGUGGUCCGCUGUGAGAUCCACCACGGGCAGACGGGGGGCAUUUACGUGCACGAAAAGGGCCGCGGGCAGUUCAUCGAGAACAAGAUCUAUGCAAAUAACUUUGCCGGGGUGUGGAUCACCUCAAACAGUGACCCCACGAUAAGGGGCAAUGCCAUUUUUAAUGGCAACCAAGGUGGAGUUUAUAUUUUCGGGGAUGGCCGAGGCCUCAUCGAAGGAAACGACAUCUACGGCAACGCCCUGGCAGGAAUCCAGAUCAGGACGAACAGCUGCCCCAUCGUCCGACACAACAAGAUCCACGAUGGCCAGCAUGGCGGCAUCUAUGUGCAUGAAAAGGGACAAGGCGUCAUAGAGGAGAACGAGGUGUACAGCAACACGCUGGCAGGAGUGUGGGUGACCACGGGCAGCACGCCAGUCCUGAGGAGGAACCGUAUACACAGCGGGAAGCAGGUUGGGGUCUACUUCUAUGACAAUGGCCACGGCGUGCUUGAAGACAAUGACAUCUACAAUCACAUGUACUCUGGCGUUCAAAUCAGGACCGGCAGCAAUCCCAAGAUCAGGAGGAACAAGAUCUGGGGAGGCCAGAAUGGAGGCAUUUUGGUCUACAACUCAGGCUUAGGCUUCAUUGAGGACAACGAGAUCUUUGACAACGCCAUGGCUGGUGUUUGGAUCAAGACCGACAGCAACCCAACUCUAAGGAGGAACAAGAUCCAUGACGGGCGAGAUGGCGGGAUCUGUAUAUUCAACGGAGGACGAGGCUUGUUAGAGGAAAACGACAUCUUCAGAAAUGCCCAAGCAGGCGUCCUAAUUAGCACCAACAGCCACCCCGUCCUGCGGAAAAACCGGAUAUUCGACGGCUUUGCGGCAGGUAUUGAGAUCACCAAUCAUGCCACAGCAACUCUAGAAGGCAAUCAGAUCUUCAACAACCGCUUUGGCGGAUUGUUCCUGGCAUCGGGUGUCAACGUUACAAUGAAAGAUAAUAAAAUAAUGAACAAUCAGGAUGCCAUUGAAAAGGCUGUGAGCAGAGGUCAGUGCCUGUACAAGAUUUCAAGUUACACCAGCUACCCAAUGCACGAUUUUUACAGGUGUCACACCUGUAACACAACAGACCGCAACGCCAUCUGUGUGAACUGCAUCAAGAAGUGUCACCAAGGACACGACGUGGAGUUCAUCAGACACGACAGGUUCUUCUGUGACUGCGGUGCCGGCACGCUGUCCAACCCGUGCACAUUAGCUGGAGAGCCAACCCACGACACCGACACACUAUACGACUCGGCUCCUCCUAUAGAGUCCAACACACUGCAGCACAACUGAGCCUGAGACCCGACCCCCUCUUACGCUACAACGGACAUCAGACACUUUGAGUUGUGUGGGGUUGGAGAUCCAAAACGCAGAGCGUGUAAAGUGACUAACAACAAAAAAAAAGACAUGAAGAUGCUCGACUGAGACGUUUAAGAAAAAAGGUUUGAUUAUGGAUGGCUCACUUUGUCUUCAAUUAUAUGACUUCAAAAAAGAAAAGGGGGGGGAGAAACAACCAUCGGUGGGAGAGCAGAUGAGCCGCUGACUCAGGGUUUGUGAGAGUGUUGGUUUGGUAAAGUGAAGCUGGUGAGAGAUGGACGAAGAUGUUCACCGGCUUUUAGGAAUCUGAUGAACCAAAUACUUGUACAGACCCAUCGAACAGAGACCGUCACAACAGGCACAACGUUUCUCAUGAGGCAAAAGACCCACCACAUACAAUGCUUCCAUUGCUCGGCAACCGACGUGCUCGUACGAUCUGUACGGGAAAGAUGAACUAGCACUUCAGCUUAUGGUUUUUUUCUCAAGACGACUGUUUUGAUUUUAAUGCUUUUCGUGUAGUUUUGUAUUUUCAUGGAAAAAUCUAACUGUACUUGAAUGUCUUUAUUUUAUUAAGUGUUCAUAUAUUUUUUUUGGGUUAAAUACCCUAGAAUAGCUGUAAUUAUACAUGUCGCAGUAUCCAACUUCUUUCUGUGAAAGAGAUGAGGAAAACACUAAACAUUUUCUCCAGCAACGUUGACUCUUUUAGAUUUGCAAUACCGAACAAUUGAUGCUGAAAUGUGCUUUCACCAGACUUGUAUAUAUUUUUUCUGUUUGGAAGCUUUUUUUUAUUACAUAAUCUAUGCAUAUUUUAUGUUCUGUUUGUAUUAGCCGGUCAUGCAAAACCCAGUUCACAGGAGAGGUGUGGGCUGAAAUGAAGUAUUUUGAGCCAAGACUGCAGUUAAACCAUUAAGGGGCGUGGCUUGUUCAGCCAGUGGACCCAAUGGGAUCUUUUAUUAGCUCUUUUCUGUCCUUUAAAUGAGAAAAGAAAGCAUUACAAUACAUAUGUUAAACAUUUUGUAUGGUUUACUUUGUGAUACAAACUGGUAAUGUCUUCAGUCAAGUAGAUUAUAAAACCGUAUUACAUCUGAACCUGUUUAAGAAUCAAUGUGGUUUUAUGAUCCUCUUUAAUAAAGGCGCACCUGUUCUGUAAGGAUACUUUCUUUUCAGAUAACAAGUCCAGUGAAAGCACAGCUUUACUUUCCAUGUGUUUACCAAUGUUGCUGGAGAAUUUCCAAAGCUUUCACUCUGCUGAAGCUGAGACAAGUAUAUACACACAGAGCUCUAUGGGUUCAUCACCCCCCUCCCCUGUGUACUGGUGAUUGUGGGUUCUCAUACAGACUGAAAUGUAUGCAUGUAUAAUAACAUCUAGACUUAAUAUAUUGUGAAGUAUUCAAUAACCGUUAUGUAGGCUUUAGCGUGAAUUAAAAGGGUUUAAUUUCA